Molecule: messenger RNA, 6041 nt
Organism: Penaeus vannamei (Pacific white shrimp)
Lineage: Eukaryota; Metazoa; Arthropoda; Malacostraca; Decapoda; Penaeidae
Source: RefSeq, a predicted model, not a curated record
AACCAUAACAAAAAGAGACAAACUUGGGUCCUCUUUUACUCGCUGAAAAAAACUUUAAUUUCCUGCCGUUUUCCCUCUGUGUCUACGUAUCUAAUGAGUGUUAUCGUCUAAAACAAAUAUGGAUACCAAGGAAGAUGGGGAGGCAGACACACAAAGCAUCAACAACCCAGCUUCCCAUUCAAACCUGACACCAACCGUGCUGAACUCCCUUGUCAUCUCUCCUUCAAAGUCCGUCACAAGGCCCACUCAAGCCCUUAGUCCUAUCAGAAAACCGCCCUUAGGGCUGAGCCAUGGAAGCUAUCUGGAGAACAGUGAUAGGGGAAGGGCAUAUAGUCGGCCAGGCUCAUUUGACUCCAAGAUCAACGGAAACCUGAAUGAAAACCAAGAUGGACACAUACGGUCUGUUGCUGUUGUUAAAAGCUCAGAAGUCGAAUUUCCUGUUCAGUUUCACGAACUGCAGUCUAACACAGAUCUUAAGAUGCCUCCCUCAAACUGGCUACAAGACCAUUCUUCAAUUAGAUUACCAAAUCCUACUCACAAACAUGCUGAUUUUUCAAGCUUCUUGAUGGCUCACCAGUUCCUAGAUUGCAUAGGAGAAGUAGAUGUGAUAUCAGAUGCUGAGAAUAUAAAGAAGUUGCUGAAGAUCCCCUACAACCCCAAGGCACAUGUGAGCAUGAUGAUUCACCGUGUGGGCAAGACACUCCUCAUUGACGAGUUUGACAUUUACAAGUACCUGCUUAGGCAGUCAGAGAAGGAGUGGCAGUGGCUGCGAAAGUUCUUUUUUGAACAUGUGCUUCAAUCACUUGCACACAAGGAAAAUGUACUUGUGAGGCCCAACAAGAGUCGCAAUGUUGUGCAGAGUCGGAGUCUCCUAUCAAAGUUUUUGUACCAUAGUAUCAAUGAAGAAGAGAACCGUCCUGCAAGUCCCCCUAGCCAGCCAGAGACAGAGAGUCCAGUAUCUGUGCGACGUGAACAACGUAGACAGAGUGAUGUACUUCCCUCAGUGCUACGGAACGAAGUUAUGCCUGAGCCCACCAUAGAGGACCAGCUGCCGCAAGCUUCGGGCCAGACUUUUACGAGAAAUGUGGUGUGGAACUUUGAAGACUUGCACAUGCUCAUAGGGACUGAUUUGCCUAUCUUUGGAGGAGGAACUCAUCCUUGUGUGUCUUUGAGGCUGAGGGAUAUGAACAAGCCAAUCAACAUAUUGACAGGUAUAGACUAUUGGCUAGACAACCUCAUGUGCAAUGUACCAGAAGUUGUCAUGUGCUACCACCUGGAUGGGAUUGUUCAGAAAUACGAGCUCAUCAAGACUGAAGACCUCCCACACAUGAGCGACUCACAAUUCUCACCAACACUGGUACGAGAUGUCGCCCAGAACAUCUUGUCCUUCCUUAACAGCAAAGCAACUAAGGAGGGGCAUACAUAUUGGCUUUUCAAAGGAAAGGAUGAUGACAUAGUCAAGCUAUACGACCUCACCUCACUGUGCAUGGAGGGCUGCAUCAGUGUGGAUGGGUUAGAGGAAGAGACGCAGAAUGAAGAUGCAAGCAACCCCUUUACCGUGCCUGUGGCCAUGCUCUUCUAUAGGGUCGCCAAGAACAUGCGCACCUCAGAGGAUGCCCAGAAUAAGAUUGCAACAAUAAGGGCCUUGUUACGGAACUCACUGAGCCUGCUAAACAAGAAUGAAUAUCCAAAAAUUGUCUCCUCAGCACAUUACAUGCUCUCAGACCUUUAUGUACCCCAAGACAUUGACCCAGACUCCCCAGUUUUGUCGGACUGUAGUGAUGAAGACAGUGAGUGGUCCUCUACUGUCAGUAGUGACAACGAGGACCAGAGUGAUGAUGAAUGCAAUGCAGAAGACCACUCUGUCACCCUUUCGAACCGUAGUUCUUCAAUUAAGGUUUCAUCGCUCUGCUUCCCCCAUGCCAAUAAAACACAGUCGCAGCAUUAUAAAGCCCCUCCCCUGUUGGGUACACUUGAGGAGCGAUGCCAUUGUGCUCUUAAUCAUGUGAUAGAAGCCCUACAGUGCCUACACAUCUCAAGUACAAGUGAGAGGGAGCAUCACAGCUCCCCAAGAGGACAAGAGCCCAUGUGUUCGAGAAGUCACCAGGAAGAAGAACCAAAGAUGGCAAGGCCUUUUGAGCCAAUUCCCAUGCCAUAUUCUCCCCUUAAUGCAGAGAAGCAGGAUGAAAAGACAGCCCUAGUGGUAGCCAAAGAUAAGACAACUGACCAUAGGCUGACUGUGUCCUUAUUUAGUCAGCAGUAUGCUGUAGCGAGUUGGUGGGAUAAGCUGCAUGUGCUAGUACUGAGAAAAGCAUCAUUGGUGUACCUUGUUAUGGCAAGGAGUUGCUUCAAUAGCCAAAGGUAUGGCCUUGCCUUAAGGUAUGUGAAGUUCUCCCUUCAUGCUUGGGAUGGCAUGGCUCGUAAGCUUGGUGUCAAGGAAUGUGAUGUCCCUGUCCCAUGCCAGGCUCUGACAUUAGCUGGUGACACAUACUACAUGCUCUCAAAGGCAUGGGAUGAAGUAGCCAGUCACAUUGAAGACUAUAACAAUGUCAUUUCAGCACACCAGGACAUGCUUUCACUCCUUUCCAAUAUUUUACCAGCACAAGACCUUUGCAAUCCAGAGUGCAACUGGACCAUCAAACUAGCCUGUGAUGUUGAGGAGGCCCUAAGGCUUAGUUCCAUGUGCUUUGAGAAGGCCCUCUCAUCUGCUGACCCUCAAACAGCUGUUCAUCUCUCACGCCGGCUGGGGAACAUCUGCAACGAGCUUGGUGUCAUGUACAUGAAUCAGGCAUCAAAACUCUGUGAGGAAAAUGACAUUGGAUUCCAAGCUGCGGAAGAACUCUGGCAGAGAAGUGCCGAAGUCCUGAACCGUGGAAUCACAAAUUUUACACGUGUUGGUGAUGUAACCAAUAUAGCCCUCCUGCAUUCCAACACAGGUCGUCUGCUCCGACUCUGUGCAUUCUAUUGUGUCCCCAAAGAAGGUGUGAGGGAGUUCUCCAAGCAGGAAAGACACUAUUAUGAUCAAGCAAUAAAAGAAUACCAGAAAGCGUUAGAAGUCUUAAAGUCUCGGAAAAAGUGUCCAGACAUUUGGGAUCUGGUUGUGUGGGAAUUUAGCACAACUUUAUAUACCAUAGCAUCCUUGUUACAAGACCAUCCACCACUGGAAUUAAAGCCUGGUGAAGAACACAGUCGUGAAGUUAUGGACCUUCUCACCAAAGCUCUUAAGCACUGUGACGUGAAAACACCAGGAGCCCGACAGCCUCUGUACCAGUACCGUGCAGCAGUUAUUUAUAUGCGGCUCGCAGGCAUCUAUCACAAUGCAGUGAGACAUAGCCAGGGAGAUAAGAAAACCAUGAGGCAUCUGGCAGAGCUCAACUACAGCAAGGCAGCUGCUCUCUUUAUGCAGCUGGAGAACCCAAUAGAUAUUCUCAAAGUACAACUGGAUCAGGCAGUGCUCAUAGAAGAUCAAAUGUCAGGGACAGCAAACACCCCGAUCACCAUGAAACUCCACUUUUCAAUCCUUCAACUACUGAUGGAGUCCAUCUCUGCGCUGAAAAUCAUCACCCAGACUGUAGCCAAGCCAAAGACAAACCUCCUGGGAGCAGAAGGCAACUCAGGGGAGCCUGCUGCAAGCUGCAGUGCCAACCCUAGAGAAAAGUUUCACACUGGAAGCCCCAGCAGAAAUAAGGCAGGAGACAAUAACAAUGGAGAGGAGAAAGAGAUUCAACCCCAGACCGAGGCUGUGAUAUAUGAUGAUGAAGAGAGCCAGGAGAAGAUACUGGCACUCUUAAAAGUCUUUGAGAAGAAGCUGCAGAACUCACUCAUGUCGCUCAUUAAGUUGUAUGCUCAGUCAAAGGGCUCAAAAAAGAGCAGCAGCUACAGUGGCAACGAGGUGACCUUGUUAAAGCAGAUGUAUAGCCUCAGCCUGAACACUCAGUCCCUUCCUUUGGGAUCCCACCUCCUGACAGCUGUGACUGCCAUCAGUCCUCUGUUCAACCAGAUCCGCCCCCGAAGAUGAUGCCAAACAUUUGCUCGAGUUCCGUCCACUUAUUCAGUUCAAGACUCGGUUUUAUUUUGAGUGGAUGUUUCAUAGUUUCCCAAAAGCUGUGUUACCUGAAAUCAUUUCAGUUGUAGAUUUUCGUUUCUAAAUGAUAUCCCGCAUUCUGAUUACUUCGUAAGGGCGUUAUUUUCAUUAAUAGUAUGGAAUAUCUUUUAGUUCGUGGUUUUCACACGUUUGCAUUAAUUAAUGAUGGUAAUUACUUUCAUUAUCAGAAUCUAGUGAGUCUCUCUGUGUAUACUCGGACAUGAUCUCAUCUUAACCCAAACUUUCUUUCAUUCCUGAGUUUCUUUCAUAGAUUUUUUGUGUUCAUUAUGGUCAGGUUAUUUUUAUAAAAAGAGUAAAUAUGCAAGUUUUUCCCCAUAACAUUGUUUUUUUUCUUUCUAUAGGUUUUCCAGAAAAUUCAUGGUGAUAUGAUUUUUAGUUUAGAUUUUCAUGGUUUGAAUGGAGAGUGUCUUCAGAAUUACUCAGUAUUGUCUUUUUUUCUUUUUUUUCUUUUUCCUUCUUUUAAUUUUUUUAUGAGCUUAUCAGCAGUGUUCAAAAAGUUGUGCCAAUUAGGAAGUUGGAAAGAACUGAUGUUUGGAGGCAGAAUUUUUUUUUCUCAUUCCUUAAAUAUUGAUAGUAAUGUGACUGUUGUUUUUUUUCUUUUAUUAUUGCUUUUCAAUUAUUAUUAGGAGUAGUAUGGUUAUUCUUAUUAUCAUCAUCAUUAUCGUAAUUUGAUAUGACAAAAAUGAUUAAAAAAAUAUUUUUUUUUAUUGCGGUUAUUACAGGUUUGAUUUCUUUUUCUUUCUCUUUUUUUCUUGUUUUUAUAAAGCUAGUAUGAUGUAAAGAGGUGCACUUUCUCAUUUAUAUAUAAUUAUGAGUUCAUGAUAGGAAAUAGCAUUUUUUUUUCUUUUUAAUGCUAUUGGGAUGUGUGAUACAUGAUAUUUUUGUGGAAAUAUCAUACAGUAACAUGCCACUCAUAUGGAAGAAAAAUAUUGAGUUGCAUCAGCGAUAAGAAGUUGUUUUGUAUGUUAGAAAUUGAGUAAUCCUCAAAUUUCUAAUUGUGAUAUGAUUUGUAUGUAGAUGCAGAAAUAACUAAACUACAUAGUGUAUUUAUUUUCUUUUGUAGUUAUGCUUUUAACCUGUGCCUACAGUGAGUUCGGUUUAUUAAGUAUAUUUACGGAUAAAUGGUUCCACAAGGACUUAGUCACCAGUGAGUCAGUCAGUAGUCUGACCUAUCUCACUUCUUUGCCUUUCCUUGGUUUUGGCAUUUGAUUUUUUCUAAUAGUGCUAUUUAUAAAGUCAAUAACACUAAUAAUUUUGAGGUCAAUAAUAAUAACGUGAUUGAUCUUGAUUGCAUUUGAAAAAAAAUAAAUCCUGAAAACUGAUGGAAGGAGAAAAUCUGGUAAUGACAUGUAGACUAUCAAUUGACUCUUUGGUGGCCGAGUGCUUGUGGAGCCACCAUCCAUGUGAAGAUUCAUUUCAUACAAGAGUACAGUGAACAUAACAUUUUCCCUGUGGCAUUGGGUUAAUAAAGGAAAGGCUUUUUUUUUUUCUUCAUAGUUUCUGCAUAGGAGAAAAUAAGAAAUACUUUCCAGAAAAAAGCAUUGUUUUUUCCCCAGUAUCGUAUCAUCUAGAAUAUAGACAGCUAAUAAACACAAAGCCUACAUAUUAAGUUCCUUGCAGAUAAAAAAUAUUCUGCAACUUUAAUACACUAAGAUUAGCAAUCAGUUAAUCUUCAUACAUCCUAUUUUUGAGCCAUGGCAAUUUAGUUUUUAUUUAUUUGCAUUAUUAUUUAUGCAGGUUUUCCACUGAGUGGUGUUUUACUGUACUUUUUUAAUGGAGGAUAUUGGACAUGUGAAUUAAUUUUGUUAUCCCAGGGUAAGAGGAUCACUGUAUUAAUUCUAAUGAAUGUAUGAAGAUCUAUUUAUUGAAACUGUUUUUUGUACAUGAAUGAGCUCUGUAGUGUAUAAUAAUCUUGAGUAAACAAGAUGUGAUAUCA